Pseudozyma flocculosa PF-1 is the source of this 330-nucleotide messenger RNA. RefSeq lists its product as uncharacterized. The transcript has 2 exons. The record is from RefSeq and is a predicted model, not a curated record. Lineage: Eukaryota; Fungi; Basidiomycota; Ustilaginomycetes; Ustilaginales; Ustilaginaceae. The coding region runs from base 1 to 330 and encodes 109 amino acids.
AUGCGCGCCUCUACCGCCCUGCUCGUCAACGUCAAGCCGCUGCCCGCCAGCUCGUUUGCCUCGAUCCGGCUGCCACCCACCGCGACGGCCCGUGUCGCUCGGUCGGGCACCCAGCCCCUCUCCAAGGGCAACCCGCAGCAGGCAAAGGCCCAGAAUGACCGGACGGUAGCCCAGCAGCUCGCCAAGAAGGCCACCGACGCCGCAGCACACGCCGAUGCCAGCUGGCCGAGCAACCUCCGCAUCGAGGAGCACGUCAACAACAAGGACCUCUACUGGAAAGUCUCCAAGGCUCAAAGGGACAUUCUCCGCAAGCAGCUGCGAGAGGCUUGA